This is a messenger RNA of Medioppia subpectinata, 5127 nucleotides long. NCBI's taxonomy places the organism in Eukaryota, Metazoa, Arthropoda, Arachnida, Sarcoptiformes, Oppiidae. The record is from the annotation of a GenBank genome assembly.
GACACCGUUGAGGACACUCUUGAGAUGAUUGACGACUACAUGAGUGACACUCAACUCAACACAGUAUUGAAGGCGGGAAGUGAUGGCAAGUGUUUGGCCGACAACUGUGUUAACAGCAACUCUGCCAGCGAUGAGUCCGCACAAGUCGUUAAGACCCUAUCGGCUGAAAUACCAUUCAAACUGGUGAUCCGCAGAGACGGUGAACGAGUGUUUAUAUGCAAUACGUGUGACAAUGAGUACGAGUUUGAGACACAUCUGCAUCAACACUGGGAACAAAUGCACUUCCAUUGCGAUACAGACACCAAUACUUGUGCACCGAAUGUGAAAGACGUGUCCUUAAGGACCAAUCCCUCGACCGAAUCGGCCACCAAAAAGGUUGUCACCAAAAACGGCAAAAAAGUAUUCAUUUGCAAAAUAUGUGACAUUGAGUUCAUUUAUGGACCAACUUUUGAAAAACAUUGUCAUAAAAAUCACGGCCAGAAGGGCUUCCGAUGCGACCAAAACGGGUGUCAAUACGAGGGGCCGUCGAAAGAACAUCUAAGAAUGCAUCUAAAGGGACACAAAACACGGGACAAUCAGUCGUAUGUGUGUCCGGCGGACGAUUGCGGACAAGUGUUUAUUACAAAACGCGAGUUGAGUGGACACCAGCUCUCUAUCCACACCGUCUGUGAGUGCGAAGUCUGCGGCCAAGAGUUUGUCGGUCGAAAGGAGCGCACAAUUCAUCGGCGAUCACAGCAUACGAAAUACAAAUGCGAUUUCACGGACUGUCCGUUCGUGACGUACAACAACACAGCGUUGACUGACCACAAGAACAGACACUUAAACGUACGAGAGUUCCGGUGCGAAGUCGGCGACUGUGGCAAGACUUUCAUCACCAUCUAUGCGCUUAAGAGCCAUUCAGUGGUGCACAGCUCCGAACGGCCCUUCGGCUGCGAUUGGCCCGCUUGUGAGGCCACCUUUAAGAGCGCACCUCUACUGUCUGCACACCGACUCAACACUCAUGAGAGUUCUGGUCGACAGUUCUGGUAUUUGAAUGAAAGCUGUGUUUGUAAUCGCAUUGGGAAUCAGGUAUUGGUUGACACACUUGAGGCCAAAUACCAGUACAUUGUCGUCGAGUCUAAGCCCAAGACAUUAGUGGUCACCGAAAGCACAACACAUGAUGUGGUCAUCAAAUGUGAGCCCAAAGACACCAACGAUGACAACAAUGAGAGCCAACACAAGGACUCAAUGUCUGACACGUUUGAGGAGACAAUGGAUGACAACUCGAGUGACACUCAACUCGAGAGUACGGAAGUGAAGACAUCGUGUGAUGGUAUGUAUGGUUUGGAUGACAAGCAAAUGGUAAUCAAUAAUACAGAGCAAGUGUUUGAACCAGACUUUGAGGUGAAGAACAACAACACCAGCGGUAGUAUUGCUUCCCGACUGAAGACACUACUAAUGAUAGACACCACCAAAUGUGACACAAAUGAUGUAAACAAUGGUAGCCAUGAGUGGGACGACAACUACACGGAACACACCGUUGAAGACACUCUUGAGAUGAUUGACGACUACUCGAAAACGGGAAGCGAUGGCAAGUGUUUGGCCGACAACUGUGUGAACAACUCUGCCAGCGAUGAGUCCGCACGAGUUGUGAAGUUUGCUCCGAUCCUACCGAAGACACUAUCGGCUGAAAUACCAUUUAAAGUGGUCGUCGGCGGAGACAGUGGACGAGUGUUUGUAUGCAAUACGUGUGGCAAUGAGUACGCGAUUGAGACACAACUGCAUCAACACUGGCAACGAAAGCACUUUCAUUGCGAUAACGACACCAAUACUUGUAAUCUGAAUGUUAGAGACGGCUCCUCGUGGGUCAACCUCUCGACCGAAACGGCCCUCAAGAAGAUGGUCAUCAAAAACGACAAAAAAGUAUUCAUUUGCAAAAUAUGUGACAUUGAGUUCAGUUAUGAACCAAUUCUUGACAGACAUUGUUAUAAAAAUCACGGCCAGAAGGGCUUCCGAUGCGACCAAAACGGCUGCCAAUACGAGGGGCCGUCGAAAGUACAUCUGAGAAGACAUCUAAAGGGACACAAAACGAGAGACAAUGUGUUAUAUGUCUGUCCGGUCGACGAUUGCGUACAAGUGUUUACUACAAAACGCGAGUUGAGUGGACACCAGCUCUCUAUCCAUACCGUCUGUGAGUGCAAAGUCUGCGGCCAAGAGUUUGUCGGCCGAAAGGAGCGCACAAUUCAUCGGCGAUCACAGCAUAUGAAAUACAAAUGCGAUUUCACUGACUGUCUGUUCGUGACGGACGGCAACGCAUCGAUGACUGACCACCGGAAAAGACAUCUCAACGUACGUGAGUUCCGGUGCGAAGUCGGCGACUGUGGCAAGACUUUCAUCACCAGCCAUGAGCUUAAGAGCCACUCAUUGGUGCACAGCUCGAAGCGGCCGUUCGCCUGCGAUUGGGCCGCGUGUGAGACCACUUUCAAGAGCGCAGCCCUACUGAACGCACACCGACUCACUCAUGAGGGGAGUCGACAGUUCUGGUGUCCGACGAGCGGAUGUGGUAAGAGUUUUGAGACCGAAAACGGUCUCCGAAAGCAUCAACGGUCGCACAGCGUUGAUAAGUAUGUGGACAGUCGGCCGCCGACACAACGCAAAGCGAAAUACAUAUGCAGUCAUACGGGCUGUCAAUACGAGACACACAAAAAGACGUGGUUUACUUUACAUCAAAAAAGGCAUCAAAACAUACGUGAGUUUCAGUGCGAAGUCGGCGAUUGUGACCAGAGUUUUAUCGACAGUUAUGCCCUAAAACGUCAUUCACUGGUUCACAGCGAUGUGCGGCCCUUCGCGUGCGAUUGGCCCGCGUGUGAGGCCACGUUCAAGAGGACGCAAUAUUUAAACAAUCAUCGGCUCACUCACGAGGCUGUUCGGCAGUUCAAGUGUCCGCACACCGGAUGUGAUAAGAGUUUUGUGACCAGAGGUUGCCUAUCGACUCAUCGACGGUCUCAUAGGAAUGAUAAGCCGUGCGCUUGUGUUUGGCCGGAAUGUGGCCAACGGUUUGCCAGUAAUCAGACGCUUAGGACACAUGUGAACGAACACCAGGGCAUCCGACCCUAUAGUUGUCAAUACAGCGGAUGUGAUCAGAGUUUUGCCGGUAAACCCCGUCUAAGACAUCACAUGAUUGUGGUAUUGGUUGACACACUUGAGGCCAAAUACCAGUACAUUGUCGUCGAGUCUAAGCCCAAGACAGCGGUUGUCGUCACCAAAACCACACCAACACUACUGGCCAUCAAAUGUGAGCCCAAAGACACCAACGAUGACAACAAUGAGAGCCAACACAAGGACUCAAUGUCUGACGCGUUUGAGGAGACAAUGGAUGACAACUCGAGUGACACUCAACUCGAGAGUACGGAAGAGAAGACAUCAUUGAAUGACUUUGAGGUGAAGAACAACAGUGCGAGCGAUGGGUUCUCCAGAGGACUGAAGACACAAACAAUGACCAAAUGUGAGACAAAUGAUGUAAACAAUUGUAGCCAUAAGUCGGACGACAACUACUCUGAAGACACCGUUGAGGACACUCUUGAGAUGAUUGACGACUACAUGAGUGACACUCAACUCAACACAGUAUUGAAGGCGGGAAGUGAUGGCAAGUGUUUGGCCGACAACUGUGUUAACAGCAACUCUGCCACCGAUGAGUCGGCACAAGUCGUUAAGACACUAUCGGCCGAAAUACCAUUCAAACUGGUCAUCCGCAGAGACGGUGAACGAGUGUUUAUAUGCAAUACGUGUGACAAUGAGUACGAGUUUGAGACACAACUGCAUCAACACUGGGAACAAAUGCACUUCAAUCGCGAUAAAGACACCAAUACUUGUGCACCGAAUGUGAGAGACGUGUCCUUAUCGGCCAAUCGCGAGACCGAAUCGGCCACCAAAAAGGUUGUCACCAAAAACGGCAAAAAAAAGGGCUUCCGAUGCGAUCGCAAUGGGUGUCAAUACGAGGGGCCGUCGAAAUCACAUCUGCAAAUACAUCUAAAGGGACACAAAACACGAGACAAUCAGUCGUAUGCGUGUCCGGCGGACGAUUGCCGAGAAGUAUUUACUACAAAACGCGAGUUGAGUGGACACCAGCUCUCUAUCCAUACCGUCUGUCAAUGCGAAGUCUGCGGCCAAGAGUUUGUCGGCCGAAAGGAGCGCACAAUUCAUCGGCGAUCACAGCAUACGAAAUACAAAUGCGAUUUCACGGACUGUCCGUUCGUGACGUACAACAACACAGUGUUGACUGACCACAGGAACAGACACUUAAACCUACGAGAGUUCCGGUGCGAAGUCGGCGACUGUGGCAAGACUUUCAUCACCAUCUAUGCGCUUAAGAGCCAUUCAGUGGUCCACAGUUCCGAACGGCCCUUCGGCUGCGAUUGGCCCGCUUGUGAGGCCACCUUUAAGAGCGCACCUCUACUGUCUGCACACCGACUCAACACUCAUGAGAGUUCUGGUCGACAGUUCUGGUGUCCGACGAGCGGAUGUGGUAUGAGUUUUGGGUCAGACAAAGGCCUCAGUCGGCAUCAACUCGUGCACAGCGACCACAAGUUGGCGGUGAAAGUACAACACAAAUGCGAUCACACGGGCUGUCACUACGAGACACACAAUAAGGCAAAGCUGUGCGAACACCGAAAAAGGCAUCAAAACAUACGGGAGUUCCGGUGCGAAGUCGGCGAUUGUGGCCACAGUUUUGUCACCAGUUAUGCAUUGAAACGGCAUUCACUGGUUCACAGCGAUGUGCGGCCCUUCGCGUGCGAUUGGCCCGCGUGUGAGGCCACUUACAAGACUGUCAACUGUUUGAACAAUCAUAGGCUCACUCACGAGGCUAUUCGCCAAUUCAAGUGUCCGCACACCGGAUGUGAUAAGAGUUUUGUGACCAGAGGUUGUCUAUCGACUCACCGCCGAUCGCAUAGGAAUGACAAGCCGUACGCUUGUGUUUGGCCGGAAUGUGGCCAACGGUUUGCCAGUAAUCAGGCGUUUAGAGCACAUGUGAACGAACACCAGGGAAUCCGACCCUAUAGUUGUCAAUACAGCGGAUGUGAUAAGAGUUUUGGCGGUAAACCCGGUUUCAGACAACACAUGAAAGUGGUUCACAAACACUGCUUUUGA